AUGCUUGUUAUCAAGGAUUUACCCCUGGAUAUACCUCAGGACGAUCGUCUUCCAGCAAAUCUUUCGGUGCUGCGAAAUGAAGCAGCUAUAACUACCGUGAAUUAUUCUAAUUCAUCUCUUCUCAAUAGUUUUGAUGCGCAUUUGCAAUUUGCGAGCGCGCUUCUCAAAUAUGCCACUGAAUCGUCGAGCUCCGAUUUCGAUGAGCUCCAGUGCACGGUAAUCACAAAUAUGGCUUAUUUCCUGCAACAAAUUGCAGAAGGUCUGGCACAAAGAGCCUUUACUGAAGAUUCCAAGGAAGCAUGGGCAAGUAGCGGGUUAUACAACAAAAAUGCGAUAGGACUUCUACAGUUUUUGCGUCAACUGGACCUUGCUAACACCACUCAAUCUUUGGGAUUGGUCCAAACUUAUACCAAGUGUUGGACGGUAUCGCAGCAACUGGGCGUGGUCAUGCUAUCGCUAUCCAAGCUCAGAUCCCGUAUUUUUGAUUCGAACACCAAUGAUGGCGGUUUGAAAGCGAAAAAAUCAAGUGGCAUGCGUUACGAUCGGCUCCUAGAAUUUCAAGAAUCGGAUCUGAAGGACCUGGCCAAAUCAAGUCUCCUUUACGCCCGUUUGUGCAUCGGAUGUCGAGCUACGUGCUCACAAUUAGCCAAUACUCAUGUUUCCAGUGCAUGUGAGCCCUUGAUUCAAUAUCUCGAUGCCCUCACUUUUAUUUUGCUGUCACUGGACCGCUACAAAAAUGAUGAUUGUGGGAGCGCCAUUGGUAUGUUGGAAGCAGCAACCGAUUGUCUGUCUGCGGGGCUAAUCACUCCAAAGCAGCUCAAGCUGAUACAAGAAACAAGAAAAUUGAAGCAUAAAUUCUCAGCAAAAUGGAGUGAACUCAAGUCGGAAAGCUCAAGCAUGACAGCUAAGCUCAAUCCUUUUAAAAAACAAAACGAUUCUAAACAGGCGAGGCUUCAUCAUUUUCUGCAGUAUACUUUGGAGGAUUUCAUUAUUCCCUUGAUGAUUCUAUUGCAUUACCGGUACUUAAAAACUAACGAUAAGGUAUUUUUCCAGCCCAUAGUCCGAGACCGCCAAACACUGUUGAACACAUGGCCGCAAGGUAAGGUUCCCGAGCUAGCGGGCACAACGUGGAUUUUUGACGGAGAAAAACUCCGAGAGCAGAAUGACGUUGCAGCUAACGAGUACUAUUGA
Messenger RNA from Lachancea sp. 'fantastica', 1191 nucleotides. Lineage: Eukaryota; Fungi; Ascomycota; Saccharomycetes; Saccharomycetales; Saccharomycetaceae. The record is from the annotation of a GenBank genome assembly.